Molecule: messenger RNA, 1526 nt
Organism: Diabrotica balteata
Lineage: Eukaryota; Metazoa; Arthropoda; Insecta; Coleoptera; Chrysomelidae
Source: the annotation of a GenBank genome assembly
CUGGGCGGAGAGACAGUAGUCAUAUCACUUCAAACUUCAAUUCAGCAGCCUUUUCCGUUUAGCUAUACGCGGAGUGAGACAUGUCUUUACCAGAUCGUCGUGAAGAGUGGGACAAGAAUGGCCCAGCUAAUGAAGAUAGCCAGCCCCAAGGCUAUGAUGGCCCACCAGGUAUGGAGCCUGAUGGCAUUAUUGAAUCCAACUGGGAAGAGGUGGUUGAUAAUUUCGAUGACAUGAACCUAAAAGAAGAACUUUUAAGAGGAAUUUAUGCCUAUGGUUUUGAAAAACCUUCUGCUAUUCAACAGAGAGCAAUCAUUCCUUGUGUAAAGGGACAUGAUGUUAUUGCUCAGGCUCAGUCAGGUACUGGAAAGACUGCAACAUUCUCCAUCUCUAUUUUACAACAAAUUGACACGUCAGUGAGGGAGUGCCAAGCACUUAUAUUGGCACCAACUCGUGAAUUGGCUCAACAAAUCCAAAAAGUAGUAAUUGCCCUAGGAGAUUUCAUGUCAGCUCAGUGUCAUGCAUGUAUUGGUGGCACCAAUGUACGAGAAGACAUAAGAAAACUUGAAACUGGAGUGCAUGUUGUAGUUGGUACACCUGGUAGAGUUUAUGAUAUGAUAACACGGAGGGCCCUAAGGCCGACCCACAUUAAAAUGUUUGUCUUGGAUGAAGCUGACGAGAUGUUGUCAAGAGGUUUUAAAGAUCAAAUUCAUGAUGUGUUUAAAAUGUUAAACACUGACGUACAGGUAAUCUUACUUUCGGCUACCAUGCCAAAUGAUGUGCUAGACGUGACAAAAUCCUUUAUGAGGAGUCCUGUUCGGAUACUUGUCAAAAAAGAGGAACUUACCUUAGAAGGUAUCAAACAAUUUUAUGUGUAUGUAGAAAAGGAAGAUUGGAAAUUAGAGACAUUAUGCGAUCUCUAUGAUACUCUUUCGAUUACGCAGGCUGUAAUCUUUUGCAAUACCCGUCGCAAGGUCGAUUGGUUAACAGAAAAUAUGCACAAGAGGGACUUCACUGUUUCUGCUAUGCAUGGUGAUAUGGAACAAAGAGAACGUGACGUUAUUAUGCGUCAGUUCAGGACAGGAUCAUCUAGGGUUUUAAUAACCACUGAUCUGUUAGCGAGAGGUAUAGAUGUACAGCAAGUUUCCCUAGUUAUUAAUUAUGAUUUGCCUUCUAAUAGAGAAAAUUACAUUCACAGGAUUGGUCGAGGUGGUAGAUUUGGUCGUAAAGGUGUAGCAAUAAAUUUCGUAACUGACGAUGAUAAACGCACGCUUAAGGAUAUCGAGCAGUUUUACAAUACAAAGAUAGAUGAAAUGCCGAUGAAUGUUGCUGAUCUCAUAUAAAAACGAGGUUAUAAAGAGUGUUGGUGUGUUACUACGACGUCUCCUGAAGGUUCUCUGGUGCGUCAUCAAUCCUGUGGACACCAAAAUUUGGAAAUAAAGAUCUAAUUUCCAUUUUAAAUUACAAUUCAGUGGUUUUGCUUCUUAUUUAAAACCCAUUUUCCAUACUCCAUUUUCCUAUUUUUACAA